Messenger RNA from Seminavis robusta, 837 nucleotides. The record is from the annotation of a GenBank genome assembly. Lineage: Eukaryota; Bacillariophyta; Bacillariophyceae; Naviculales; Naviculaceae.
AUGAGUGCGCUAAUCUGGGCUUACGACAGUCAUGAAAAUGAACUCGAUCCAGAACUCAAAGCAGCAGCAGAGUUUCGAGCCAACGAGACGGGAGAGCCCAGUGAAGCGGAGCAAACGGAACCAAUUCUACUGCGCAACCUGUUAACGGACGAUCAGAUUGAUGAUAUUUUGCAACAAGCGUCUGUGGAUGGGGUGUGGCCUCGGGGAGUGUCGUCGUCGUCGUCGUCGGCGGCAUCAUUGCCUGUUGACACGAUAAUAGAAGCAUCACCCCCGCCUUGUCACCAGCAUCGGUUUGUCGAGUGUCUCCAAAAUGACGACGACAUGACGAAAAAGACUCUGAAUAGCGACCUCCAAUCCGUGCCACACCAUCUUGCUUGGACGGACGAACACGUGGUAUUGUACAUGCACAUGAACGACCACUGGUUUGUGCGAGCUUUUGGCACACCGUGGUCGAUCAUCCUUGGCGGAAUGGAAAUCCAACCGUGGAUGGAAGGUGUGGCUCCGGUUCUGGACGAACAAUGGAUCGGGUCGGAUGAUUCCAUGAAAUUGGUACGCUGUGUGGAGUUGCAUCAUUAUUCUGCCGGUGGUGGUCUAGUGACACCAGGACAUCGUGAUUGGGGGUCAGACCGAACCAUUAGUGUCCUGCUGUCGGAUCCUGACGAUGUGGCGGGUGGUGACUUUGUCACUUAUGAGAGCGAUGGCACUCCAGUGGCCCAUCCAAUGAGGAGGGGCGAUGCCAUUCUGUUUCAAUCAGAAAAGCUUCAUAACAUCAGCACCAUUACCGCGGGUGUAAGGCAGUCGCUGGUGGUGGAGUUGUGGCCGUCCAAACGUUACUAG